CCACAUCUACGAAAACAGUAGUCGUGCGUGCUAAAAAAUUGUGUUAAAAGUGUGAACAGUAUCGAGAUAUUGUGAACAAAAGAUACAGCGUACCACGUGAAAAUCGCGUGCGCCUAACAAAGGACAAAGGACCUCGUGCCGGCGAAAGAUACACCUAGUUUUGCCUCAUUAUUUAUAUAUUUUGGCAUUUUUAUAUGAUAAAGGAGAAUAUAACAUAAACAAAAUAAUAUCAGGCAAACCCAAACCUAUAUUCGUGUACAUAAUCGCAAUUCAUCUAUUUUCUAUUGCUUUAUAAAAUUAUAUAUUAUGUCCAAAUCAAAAUUAAGACUAGACAUUAUUUCUUUAACGCCAAGGAAGCGGCGAUGUAUUUUCUUAAAAAAAUUUCGUAAUAUUUGCCAAAUGACUAUUAAUUCAAAUUUGGAAAUUCAAAAUAAUAUCGUAAAUUUAUCGAAUGUGCCAGAUAAUAUCGAACAAUUACCUCAGCAGCAAAAUGUACUAAAAGAAAUUGAUUUCGAUUAUUCCAAUGUAAUGAACAUUAAUAAGUGUACAGAAAAUAAUCAUGAUUUAGUCUCUGAACAUUCGGAAAUUAGUAUUGAUAAAAAUAGUCCUCAGUUAAGUAUUUCAAGUGAUAAAUUUUCCAAAACAGAACUUAUUAAUGACAUCCGAUUAUGGGUUAUUGAAAAUCGUGUCAGUCAUUCUGCUAUUAGUAGUUUACUGAAAAUUCUAGUAAAAUACGGCCAUAAUCUUCCUAUUGAUGCUCGAACUCUGUUUCAAACUCCCAAACAAGUAGACAUUAUUGAAAUGAUAUCAGGAAAAUAUUAUCAUGCAGGUUUAGGUGAUAGAAUUUAAAAAAAUCUAUUCGUAAACAUUAUUAUCGAAGUAAUUUACCAUCUCAGAUAAAUAUUAAUGUAAAUGUAGAUGGUCUUCCUUUAACAAAAUCUUCUGGGAGUCAAUUUUGGCCUAUUUUAGGUAGUAUAGUUGCAGAUUUUUACACCGAACCGUUUAUAAUUGGUGUUUAUCAUGGUUUUGAAAAGCCAAAAUGUUGCAAUACUUUUUUGAAAUAUUUCAUGGAUGAUUGUUUUGAAAUUUUCCGAACUGGCAUUGUAGAAUAUGGCAAAAAAAUAACUAUGAAAUUGAACGUAUUUAUCUGCGAUGCUCCUGCAAAAUCGUUUAUCAAGGGAAUUAGAGGACAUAAUGCGUAUUUUGGAUGCGGAAAUUGUAUUCAAGAGGGAGAUUACAUAGAAAAUCGAAUAACGUACCCAGAAAUUAAUGCUAUGUUAAGAUCAGAUGAAUCUUUUAAAUUAAGAAAACAAGAAGAACACCAUAAAAUCACUUCAAAUCUUGAAGAUUUAAAUAUUGGAAUGGUUACUCAAUUUCCUUUAGACUACAUGCAUCUCGUACUAUUAGGAGUAAUGAAAAAAUUGUUGCAGUUUUGGAUUAAAGAUUAACGAGUCACAGUAUGAGUUAAUUACUGUUCCAUUGUCUGAUAUUAAAUUAAAAUGUGUAAAACUGCCUUUAUGUGACGAAGAAGCUGUGGUAUUGUCUUUACUGCACCAACAAGAAAUAUGUUUAUGAUUAUUAAUAAUGGUAAAAAAUUUCGCUGUCGUAACUUUUCCAAGCGAUGGGAAUAAUGAAGAAGAGAUCGUAUCAGAAGUUUCAUCUUUAUGGCUUUCCUCCAAUUUAACAGAAUGCUGGUGGCCAUCGGUAAAAAAUAUUAACACCUUUAUUGUGAAACAAACUCCACCUGUUACUAAUGAUCCUAAAUGGACACUUUAUCCUAUCAAAUUUCAUAGAUAUUAUGAUUCAUUAGAUGAGGCUAGACAGAGAGCAACGAAUUAUUCUUCAAGCGAUGAAAGUAAUACAAAUCAAAUAAAGAAGUCAUGCACAAAACGGUCACUAAAUACUGUUUAUAACAAUGAAUCUGAAUCUGAUUCUGAUGACUCACGUUCAAUUAUACCAAAUCCACCACAUCUUAAAGAUACAAAUGUCUCACAAUCAGCCAAAAAUAUUCAAUCAAUCUCAAAUAUUUUGGAUUCAACAAUUAUUAAUAAUAUUGAUUUGGAAAUUCUUGAUGGAACUAUAGUACCUCACAAAAAUAUGCAGGAUGUAUAUACGUUAGUGUUAGAAAUGUCAGAUAAAAUGAAAGAUAAUUUUGAAAAAAUAUGUACAGCUAUAACUACAAUUUCAUUAAACAUACAAGCUAUUGAUACUCGUUUAAAAAACAUGGAAACACAACAUAACCAACAUAAGUCUAAAGCAUCUGCCAUGGAUACAUCAAAUAUACAAAGAUCUUUUCCGUUUAAGAGCAUAAAUGAAGUAAUAGCUUUUGAAAAUAGUUUAUCAGAAAAUACAGAUGAGUACAACAAAUUUGUAAAUUUAAUUAAGUUAUUUAAAUGCAGAUUUUAUUUAAAUAGAAUAAUAGAAAUUAUAUUAUUGAUAUGUUUUAUUUUUAAAGAUGCUGUAUAUAUCCUGCAUAGGCGGAGGGUCCGCUAAAGAAAAAUUUAAUUCGUAUUUAUCGAACUUUAUUUUCUAAUGAAGUUGUCAAGGUUUCAUCCUGGAAACUACGUAAUCAUUUUAAAAUAAGUAGUUUAAAAUCUAUAUUGACGGGAAUACAAGCAACAAUUUUGGCUCAACACCAAUUCACAAACAAAGAGUUUGAAGACAUCACGAAAAAUGGUUUCGCCAAGGUGGUCAGAGGCUUAGCAGACAACAAAAAGACUCCGAAGAAGCAAAUCCGCAAGUUAUUUAAAUGUCUCAAAAGCUAAUCAUUUUUUAUUAUAAUCUUUUUUCUUAUUAGUUUAUGAGCUUUUGACUCUUUCUUACUUUAUCUAACAAUUUUUUUAAUUACAAAAAGUAUAAUUGCUUUAUUGUUUUUUUUUUCAAAUAAAAAUCGAAUUGCGUUUCUAUUUUUGUUUAAAUUAGAUUUACUCUAACGGUACACACUUAUAUAUUUUAAACAAAUGUGUUAUAAUUAACGAAUCAUACAUGACUCGCAAAGAUUUUGAC
Molecule: messenger RNA, 3006 nt
Organism: Cataglyphis hispanica
Lineage: Eukaryota; Metazoa; Arthropoda; Insecta; Hymenoptera; Formicidae
Exons: 9
Coding region: 1585-2493 (302 amino acids)
Source: RefSeq, a predicted model, not a curated record